This is a messenger RNA of Eupeodes corollae, 2466 nucleotides long. RefSeq lists its product as uncharacterized. NCBI's taxonomy places the organism in Eukaryota, Metazoa, Arthropoda, Insecta, Diptera, Syrphidae. Gene Ontology annotation, molecular function: protein binding. The coding region runs from base 403 to 2415 and encodes 670 amino acids. The transcript is spliced from 6 exons. The record is from RefSeq and is a predicted model, not a curated record.
GUUGCGAGGGAGAAUCAACUUCAAAAAUUUUAAUAAACGUUCCUAAUGUGCGUCUUGUCGUGUGUCGGUUGGUAUCUUUCUGUCAUCAAAUAAAACAUACGCCACCUGCCGCCGCUGCUCAAUGUCGCUUCCGUUUUGAUUUGCAUUGAUAGGAGGCAUCUUUUUUAUCAUUUUUAUUAUUCGAGUACCAUUUGAAGUGGUUUUUUGACUCUUAUCACUGGAUUAUUAUUAUACGCUGCCACGGUUUGCAUAGUCCUUUAGUUUUUGUUUGAAUAGUUUUUGUGCAUGGAUUAAAAUUUUUCCAGAAUUCAGUUAAGCUGACGUAGAUUUCAAAUGAGAAUCUUUGAGAUUAUAGUAAAGUAAAUUUUGAAUAACGGGCAUUUUUAAAGUAGAUUCUAAAAAAUGGAUCCUUCAAAGAAAUCAAGGAUACUUAUCGUUUCCGUUGUUCUUAUAAUAAGUGGAAUUCAAGGACAGUUGGAUGAUUUUAUGAAGAUAUGUGACUUGUGCCAUGUAGAUGGACUUCAGGACUGUAAUUCAACAAAUAUAUUUCACAUAAACAUGACAAUUAAUUGCGAGAUGACAAACAAAAUGUGUACUUUGGGAAUAAAUGAACUUUUUGAGGGCUUCGAAAAUCUAACGAUGCAUGAUAUCGAUAUGAAGCACAUUUGUAUUUUUAAAGAAAUGUCAAAGGAAUCGUUAUCAGAUAUGUCAACGAAUUUAAUGUACACUGAAAGCCACGAACAGCUUGAAACCACAAGCAAAAUGUUUUAUUACACGGAUAAAAUUGUGUCAAGUGUUUCAGACGAUGGAUUUGGAGAUUUUAAGACAACUUUGGAAAAUGAUUUGAGAGAGUUUUCACUUAAUUCUAAUGAACACUUAGAAAUAACAAGUGAAACAUCUUUUGUGGAUUUGAAAGACAAUCAAAAGGAUGAAAUUAACGAUCCGUCGUUUUUAAUAGAAACAACUUCCCAAAAAAGUUGGAUGCCGAAUAACAAGACCGAUGUACCUAAUUUAGAAGAAUCUUUUGACAUGCAACAUGAUGAACCUGUUGAGCUUGAUAAAAAUGAAAGUUCAGGGGAUAAAAUAGAAAAUUCUAUUCCAGGGCCUGUUCCGCCAUCCGAAACAAUUGUGUGUUAUGCAUGCGAUAGUUCGACAACGGAAGCCUGUUUGGGUAGGAUUGAAGAACUGAAGACAGUUGAUUGCCCAAAGGAGAUUGGUUGCAUUUCGUAUUACUCAAAUGGCAAUCUUAUCAGAAACUGCGGAUCUCUAAUUACACCGGAAGAUGAAAAUUCGUGCCGUAAGCCCAACAACCUAACUUGCGAUAGUUGUCUUUCAGACAAAUGCAAUAACAAACUAUGGCAACAAUGCUUUAAAUGUAAUUCCAAGGAUAACCCGAAUUGUGCGCUUUGGUCAAGUGCCGAAACAGUCCCACUGGCAGUUUGUCCCAGCUACAAUGAUAACUGCCUUGUUCGUGUAACAAAAACUGGCGAAACACUGCGAGAUUGUUCACCUCCAUCCGAUGACAAGUGUGCCCAAGAUGAGUUGUGUUCUAUGUGCGAAGGACCAUUGUGCAAUUCAGGAGUUUUUCCGCCAACCCGGCUUCAAUGCAUUCAAUGCCAAGAGUGUGAAGAUGCCCAAGAUCCAAAUAACGCCCUGCCAUGUCUUCAUUAUAACACCAAUGAGAAGUGUUUUUUGUACGUGACAGCAAAAAGUAAGAUGAUUCGAGGUUGUGUGUCAAAUGUCACUGCAAUGCAAGAGUGUCAACUUAAUGAACCUAAGUGUAAGACAUGCAAUAAACAAAAUGGCUGCAACAGUGUACCAUUGAUGAAAGAACCAAGUCUUUCUUGCAGCAAAUGCAAGUCUAAAGAUAAUCCUCACUGUAUUUGGGAACAACCCGAAACCGAAGUGUCAAAGUGUACCAAUAAGUUUCUCUAUUAUUUGACAGAAACAUGUUUGACACAAUUCGAUCCUGCAACGGAAGAAGUUGUUCGAGAUUGUUCGUUUGAUUAUGGGGUAUGCACACCUGAGGAUCUGGAUUGUCAAUCGUGCCCUGAAAAUGGAUGUAACCGUGGUAGCUUAAAAGUACAGCAUUGCAUUCAAUGUCAAAGUGAUCAUCCAGAACAAAUCGAGUGUCAAAAUCAAGCGGCAGGCAUACCAUCCAUCAAGUGUCCACAUGAGAAACAAACUUUCGAAAACAGAGGGUGUUUUACUCUUAAAAAAGAAAACGUUACAUCUCGAGGAUGUGUUGUGAACCUGUCAACAGAUGACUUGAAGCUUUGUAAGAAGAAAGGUCAAAAUUCAUGUAGAAUUUGUAUGAAGGAUUCUUGCAACAACAUUUCAGCGCCAUCUAGAAGUUCAAAAAUUGAACUUAUAUUAGUGGUCGUUUUAUUAAGUCUUUUCUCGAUUGUAAUCUAAGUCAUGAAACUUAUUUAAACUUUAUUAUAAUUAUUGUCUGUGUGGGAAUUA